This is a messenger RNA of Racocetra persica, 824 nucleotides long. Lineage: Eukaryota; Fungi; Glomeromycota; Glomeromycetes; Diversisporales; Gigasporaceae. The record is from the annotation of a GenBank genome assembly.
AAUUAUUAACAACUAUAUUAUUAAAACAUCAAAGAGACAAUAAUGAAUAUUUAUUAGAUCCUGAACAAUUUCAACAAAUGAUUGAAUUAAGUGAACCAAAAUUAAAAGAAUUUUUUAAUGAAAUGAUUAAUGCUUUAAUUUCAAAAAAACAGCUUAUUAAAAAUAUAGAAAAAGCAAAAAAACAAGUAGUUGCAUAUUGUUAUUUGUUAGUUGGAAUAAGAAAUAAAUUUGCAAAUAAUUUUAAAUUAGAUCUUGGACUUUAUUUACAAUCAUCAGGAAUAACUAAUUCUGGAAUUAAUACAUUAUCAAAUAUUGAACUUAGUAAAUACAAGUCAACUGUGGAUGAUCAUAUAAAUAGCAAAUCUCAUCAAGAAAAUAAAACCAAGGCCAAACAAAGUUCUGUACAUACAUAUCAAAGAACUUUACAAACUACAUUAAGUGCUAAUGAUAAUAGACGAGCUAUUAUCAAGGAUUUAGUUGAAGUAAUGGCUAUUUUUGUUUCUAGUCUUGCCCGUAGAAGUCGCUAUGUAAUAUUUUUAAAAAAUCAUAGAAUUUUAGUAUCACAAAAGAUUCCACUUCCAGUUAUUACCCAUUGGAACACAUGGUUUGAAAUGAUUUAUUAUGUUUUUGAUCAUCUUUCUUUAAUUCAUAAUUUUUUUAAAGAAGAAUUAAAAAAUAACCUAACCGAUAUGUAUAGCCGAUUAGAGCAAUUAUCAGCCUAUCUUCAAUCAAAUUGUAAUUCUGAUUUUUUUUCUACUGAAUUAGAUAACACUAUUUAUCAACAUAAGGGUGAUCCUAUAGAAUUUUAUUCUAUAUUUCAUGAA